AUGGGUUCUCUCAACACCGACACGCCGGCGCUGGCCAACAACCCCAAGUUCAUCUUCUUCACCGACUUCGACGGCACAAUCACCACGGCCGACUCCAACGACUACAUGAUCGACAACCUGGGCUGCGGCGCCGCCAAGCGCGAGGCCGACAACCACGAGGUCCUCGCCGGCCGCGCCCACUUCCGCGACGUCUUCUACUCCAUGCUGGACAGCGUGCGCACGCCCUUUGACGAGUGCCUGCGGCUGCUCCUCACGCACAUCCGCCUCGACCCGGGCUUCAAGGACUUUUACCACUGGGCGCGAGACAACAACGUCCCCAUCGUCAUCCUCAGCGGCGGCAUGGAGCCCGUCAUCCGCGCCCUGCUCGACAAGAUGCUCGGCGCCGGCGAAUGGGACAUGCAGAUCGUCAGCAACGACGUGGCGCCGACCGCGGAGGGGCGCGGCAUCAACGAGGAGGGCGGCUGGAAGAUUAUCUUCCACGACGACAGCGUCCACGGCCACGACAAGUCCAUCGAGAUUCGCAAGUACUCGUCACUGCCCGCGCGGCCCAUCAUGUUCUACGCCGGCGACGGGGUGUCGGACUUGUCGGCGGCCAAGGAGACAGACCUGCUCUUUGCCAAAGAAGGCAAAGAUCUUGUCACUUGGUGCGAAAAUGCGAAGGUUCCGUUCGUUACGUUCCGCGACUGGACCAGCAUUGGCCAAACUGUCAAAGACAUUGCGGCUGGUAAAAUUACCCUGCAAGAAGCUGCUCGCGGACGCAUUUAA
Molecule: messenger RNA, 765 nt
Organism: Cordyceps fumosorosea ARSEF 2679
Lineage: Eukaryota; Fungi; Ascomycota; Sordariomycetes; Hypocreales; Cordycipitaceae
Product: Phosphoserine phosphatase
Exons: 2
Coding region: 1-765 (254 amino acids)
Molecular function (GO): phosphatase activity
Source: RefSeq, a predicted model, not a curated record